AUGGCUGCAGGCAUGCUACCUAUUCGAUACAACCACUCUGCCAGCGGGUUGACCGCCACGCUUCUGUUUGCGCUCUUAGCCCUAUCAUCAUGGACCAUCCAAUCCGUAGCUGCCAGCGGACAAGUUGUUGCUGAAGCAGCUGUUGUACCUGAGCUGCCAGUGCUUCUUCCACCAGCAGUCCCGCCGGAAGAGCAGACUGGCCGCACUCCAGGCGCCGACGGCCAGCUGUUGGAGUUCAAACUCCAGCAUAUAUUUCAUCAUGGUACCCACAAGUACCCCAGACUGCACAGAAGACUUGACAUCCCCGCCGAUGCCCGCUUGCUCGUCACCUUGGACGAGGCGAUGGAUCCCGAGCCCGCACCUCGACUCCGUGCCCGUUCUCAGCCCACAACUAUCCAGCGACUCGCCGAUCGGAGUGCGUCUCACAUAAAUGACAUACUCGAGUAUGGGCGGAUGAACGGUCAUCCAAUGCCCUUGCCUGCCUCCGCUUGGACGGAAGAUGAGCUGUCUGGCCCCAAUGCAACAGACAAAGAGACCGUCUUGAGUUUCGCGCGGAUGGCAUCAAACGCUUACAUACUGGAACCUCACACUGGAGAGUGGCAAGAUGUUGGCGGAGGCUUCAACUACACCGAAGACUUUGGAUGGCAGGCUGAUGGUCUGCGCGGUCAUAUCUUCGCGGACACCAAAAACCAGACGGUCAUUAUCGGGCUCAAGGGAACAUCUGUGGCUGUUUUUGACGGCGCAGAAACUACGACGAACGACAAAGUCAACGACAACCUCUUCUUCAGCUGCUGUUGCGGCCAGGGAGGCUCGUUCCUUUGGCUCCAAGUAUGCGAUUGCCAGACUUCGACGUACACCUGCAACUCGACGUGCCUGGUCCAGGCUUUGAAGGCUAAGAAUCAUUACUAUUAUGCCGUGCAAGACCUCUAUCACAACGUCACCGCCAUCUACCCUGACGCAGAUAUUUGGGUGACCGGCCAUUCGCUAGGCGGGUCCGUCGUCAGCCUUCUCGGUCUCACGUUUGGCUUACCAGCCGUCACAUUCGAAGCUCCUGGAGAAGCCCUGCCUGCGAUGCGACUGGGUUUGCCCACACCGCCAGGCUAUCGUGCUGGCUCCCAUCAGCAGCGAGGGAACACUGGCGGCUACCAUUUCGGGCAUACGGCGGACCCAAUCUUCAUGGGUACGUGCAGCACGUGCACCCUGGCGGGAUACGCUUUGCAAAGUGUCUGCCAUUCCGGAUUGACGUGCGAAUACGACACCGUAAAGGACUUUGGUUGGCGACAAGGCCUCGGCUACCACAGGAUCGUCAACGUGAUCCACAACGUCAUCGAAAAGUAUGAUCAGCCGGCCAAGUGCGAACCGUACGAAGACUGCGUCGACUGCUUCAACUGGAAGUUCUACGAAAGCAAUAGCUCGACCACGACGAGUUCCUCAAGUAGCAGCUCGUCGACCACUCGCACGCGAACCGCAACCUGCAAGACCCCCGGUUGGUGGGGCUGUUUAGAUGAAACCACGACAUCCGACACGACUUCCACGCAUUCUGCCUCUACCUCGACCUCGACCUCGACUUGCAAGACGCCCGGCUGGUUCGGGUGCAAGGAUCCCACAACCACCACGACCACCACUUCAUCAUCCUCGCAGACUGCGGCACCUGCUCCCACAAUCACGACAACUUCCAGCACUCCGACAGCAAGUUCGCCAAGCACUUCGUGCGAUGAUCCGGGGUGGUUUGGCUGCAACGACCCAACGUCGACCGUCAAACAGACAUCGCACAAACAUAGAUACACCGCGUCACCAACCGCCGAGUGCACGUCCAGGGAGUGGUUUGGGCUCAUCUGCGUUGAUCCUUCCCUGGUGACGAGCACCAAUCCACGUCCCACGUCGUCUCGCACUGCGCCUGUGAGGCACCGGACGAAGUGUGCACAUCGGUAUUGGUUUGGAGGAUGUAAGGACUGGGAAGACAGAGACGAGAUGUGA
Molecule: messenger RNA, 1977 nt
Organism: Coniosporium apollinis CBS 100218
Lineage: Eukaryota; Fungi; Ascomycota; Dothideomycetes
Exons: 4
Coding region: 1-1977 (658 amino acids)
Biological process (GO): macroautophagy; multivesicular body membrane disassembly; neutral lipid catabolic process
Molecular function (GO): glycerophospholipase activity
Source: RefSeq, a predicted model, not a curated record